This is a messenger RNA of Mycosarcoma maydis (corn smut), 1164 nucleotides long. Its product is annotated as putative xylitol dehydrogenase. NCBI's taxonomy places the organism in Eukaryota, Fungi, Basidiomycota, Ustilaginomycetes, Ustilaginales. Gene Ontology annotation, molecular function: L-iditol 2-dehydrogenase (NAD+) activity; zinc ion binding. The transcript has a single exon. The record is from RefSeq and is a predicted model, not a curated record. Gene Ontology annotation, biological process: D-sorbitol catabolic process. The coding region runs from base 1 to 1164 and encodes 387 amino acids.
AUGCCAGGAAAAGUCGCUCCCAACAACUCGCUCGCUACCGAACCUGCCGAGCGCAACGUCUCAUUCGUGUUGCAAGAGAUCGAGAAAGUCUCGUUCGAAGAACGCCCCAUCGUUGCGCCCAAGCCUGGUCAGGUGCAAGUCAACAUCCGUCAAACUGGUCUGUGCGCUUCCGACUGUCACUACCUUCACCAUGGUCGUAUCGGUGACUUUGUGGUUCGCAAGCCCAUGGUGCUCGGUCACGAGUCGAGCGGCAUCGUCACUGCCGUCGGAGAGGGUGUCACCACGCACAAGGUCGGCGAUCGCGUUGCUCUCGAGCCUGGCGUUCCUUGCCGAUCGUGCCAGGUCUGCCUGAACGGCAUGUACAAUCAAUGUGCCCAUCUUGAGUUCGCUGCUACACCCCCUUACGAUGGGACGCUGUGCACAUAUUACAACAUCCAGAGCUCGUUUGCGCACCAUGUGCCCGAUCACAUGUCUCUCGAGGAGGCUUCCCUCAUGGAGCCUCUUUCCGUAGCUGUCUACUCGGCUGGUAUGCGCGGUCAGGUCAAGGCUAUGGAGAACGUCCUCGUUUUCGGUGCUGGUCCCAUUGGUCUGCUCAACGCUGCCGUCUGCAAGGCCUACUCUGCUAAACGAGUGGUGGUCGUUGAUGUGGUGGAAAGCAAGCUCGAGUUCGCUAAAGAGUGGUGUGCCACUUCUACUUUCAAGCCUUCGCUGCCCCAGGAGGGCGAAACCAAGGCCGAAACAGCCGCACGCAAUGCACAGCACCUCAUCAGCUCGCUCGGUGACGAUGUAGCAGCACGCGAAGGCUUCGACCUCGUACUCGAGUGUACCGGUGCUGAGCCCUGCAUCAACAUGGGCAUCCAGGCCCUUCGACCACAGGGUCGCUUUGUCCAGGUCGGUAUGGGCAGAUCUGAAGUCGAAUUCCCCAUCACGCGUGUCUGCGUCAAGGAGAUCAACGUCACUGGCUCCUUCCGCUACGGAGCUGGCACCUACAAAACCUCGAUCAACCUUGUCAGCACCGGCGCCAUCGACGUCACCAAGAUGGUCACCCAUCGUUUCCUCUUCAAGGACGCUGUCAAGGCGUUUGAGACCACAACAAAAGGUGUCGGUGAGGACGGAAAGACAGCAAUCAAGGUUCAGAUUAGCCAGGGCGAGGGCAAACAGUGA